AUGGAGGAAAGCAACCAAGACGAGAUCAUCGGAGUUGUUACUGUUCACAACGGAGAGGAUGGUGAACAAAAUGGAAUGGAAACGAAUGGAGUUGAAGCUGAACCAAUCCCAGACAGACCACCUCCAAAACGAGUCGAAAUACUCGAUUGUAAUUCUUUGAAUGGUCUAAUGUAUCAUUAUUUUGCACAAGGAGAUUAUAUUGAAUGUAAAUCAUUGAUUGGAGAAAUUCAAAGUAAAUAUAAGGAGAAAAAUGAAGCAGCGUUUCAUGUCCGUGGAUUGAUUGCUAGAAACGAAGGAGAACUGGAAGAAGCUAUGGAUUGUUUUGAGAAAGCGUACGAACUUUCUGGAAAGAAUAAAAAAUACUUUUAUGAAACUGGAAGAUGUAACUUUCUUCUUGGACGUCACCAAAUCGCUGUCGAACAACUCCGAAAAGCCAGUGAGGUGAUGAAAGAUAAUCCGAAAGUUUGGUAUUGGAUGGCCAGAGCCAUUUACCAUUUGCCGUCAGAAAAAAUUCCAGGGAAGACUUUUAAUCCGACUGAAACUGCGAGAAACCUUCUUAUGGGAUCAACUGUUGCUAAAGAUGCAGAAUUGAUUACUUUCCUUGGGCGUCUUUGUGAAGAACUUCAGGAUACAGAGGGAGCGAUUGCAGCAUACGAAUCAGCAAUGAAACUGCAACCAGAUAAUACAGAUGUCAUGAUUCGUUUGGCAUUGGUUUUGUUAAGAAUGGGAAAAGAGAAGGAAGGUUUUGAGCAACUUGGUAACUGUUUGGCUUAUGACCCAUCGAAUAGUCAAGCAAUUCUGACACUCGGAUCCAUUAUGCAGCAACACUAUGAUCAUGAUGUGGCAUUGAAUAAAUACAGAGUGGCCGCAGAUGCUUGUGAUUAUAAUGGAUGUCUGUGGAAUAAUAUUGGAAUAGGUCUUCUAGCAAGAAACAAAUCUGCUGCAGCUCAUUCGGCACUCAAGAAAGCUUCUUUCAUAAGUCCUCUAGAUUAUAAAAUCAGUUUUAAUUUGGGAGUUCUCCAUGAUAUCAUGAAAUUACAUUGCUCGGCUCUUCAUUACAUUAAAUUAUGCACUGAGCUAAAACCGAAUAAUGCAAAGGCUGUUGGUGCAAUGGCUGUGAUAUUGUCGCAUAUGAAUGAUGUUAAGAAUGCAAGAGCAGCAUACAAGAAGUCAAUUGAGUUACAGCCAUCUCCAUCUAUUGUAAACACAUUGUUGCUUUCAUUCCAUGUAUUCUGGUUCCAGGUUCUCAAUUAUGCAAUUUUCGAAUAUCGCACAAAGAAUUUUGCGGCUGCAUCAACAGCGGUUCAAAUCUACAAACAACUCGAGGCAUCUGGAAUGAAGUGCAGUGCUAACCACAAACAGACUGCAAGUCUUCUGGAUAGUGUUUUGAAGCAACAUGAAGAGACUCCGCCUACAGAAAACUGA
Molecule: messenger RNA, 1425 nt
Organism: Caenorhabditis briggsae
Lineage: Eukaryota; Metazoa; Nematoda; Chromadorea; Rhabditida; Rhabditidae
Exons: 7
Coding region: 1-1425 (474 amino acids)
Biological process (GO): protein localization to cilium; cilium assembly
Cellular component (GO): ciliary basal body
Molecular function (GO): protein binding
Source: RefSeq, a predicted model, not a curated record